Molecule: messenger RNA, 1811 nt
Organism: Bipolaris sorokiniana ND90Pr
Lineage: Eukaryota; Fungi; Ascomycota; Dothideomycetes; Pleosporales; Pleosporaceae
Exons: 3
Coding region: 425-1426 (333 amino acids)
Biological process (GO): protein deubiquitination
Molecular function (GO): cysteine-type deubiquitinase activity
Source: RefSeq, a predicted model, not a curated record
CAAGAAGCUGCUGGGUCUUUUUCUGGUUGGCUGCCGCCCGAUUGUCGUCCCUGGCCGGGCAUUGUUCUGUCUCUGUCUGUUCGCGCGAGCCCGCCCCGAGUCAGGCCUGCUGUCGUUGUUCCUGAGACUUGCCAAGCGGAGCCAUCCCUGCUGCCCGUGUCCCUUUACUACCAGAGCUUCACAAGUUCGCGCGCGUCACACAAGAUAUUAUUCCUCGCCUGCCUCCCCUUGCUCUUCACCGGCCACGACCUUCACCAUCCAUCCAUCGUGGCGUGGCCGGCCCAGCUCCUCUGCCCUGCAACUGCUCUUGCCGCUUCCACCAGAGCUCUCCUUUCAUCCAUGACCGCCUCACCCCACCUGUGCCUUCCGCCCCAAAUACACCGACUUCUCCUGUCCCCCAAACAUCCUUGCUGCUCCCACCACCAUGGCUACCCGACGACACCGGGCCAACUCGCCUGAAUUCCCCAUUCUAGACGCAAAUGCCCUGUAUGCCAGCAGCAUCCGUGGCGAUGGCAACUGCCUGUUCAACGCCCUGUCGGACCAGCUCUACGGCCACCAAGAUAUGCACGAGGUCCUGCGCGCCACCACCAUAGAGCACAUGAGGGACUGUGCAGACUUUUAUCGCCAGUACAUGGCCGUCAAUAAUGUGCGGAGGAAUCCCAAACGCAAGACGGCUGCUGCUGCCAAUGCCGCCACUAAGCGUCUCGACACCACCUACUACACUGAAGAGCAGCUGCAGCUGCAGUUUGAGCACCAUGUAGAGAAGAUGGGUCAGCCUGGCGAGUGGGCUGACAACAUGGAGGUCUCGGCCUUUGCCUCUGCUCUUAAUGUCAAUGUCCGCCUGUGGCAGGCUGACUACACCUACCUCUUCUCUCCACGCACCACCUCUGCAUCCAAUGCUGAUCCCGCUGCCAACGACAAACGCCAGACUCUCCACAUUGCCUACCACACUUGGGAGCACUAUUCCUCUGUCCGUAAUAUCGCCGGUCCCCAUACUGGCAUCCCAAAUGUCAACGUAGUGCCAAAGACCAUGUCCAAAAAGCGUCCGAGUCCCAGUGUCGAUGGUGACGAUGACGACCAAUGCCAGCGCUCACGAAAGCGUCGCUCCCCCUUACCUCUGUUCGACUCUGAUUCAACGCCAGAAGGCACCGACAGCUCGUCGGAUGAAUCACAUGGAUUUGUAGCCUCCCAACAGUCGACUUUGCAGACCCCUCCACCCGAGCCACCAAGGCCAGUGAAGCUCACCAUCAAACUUCGUGGACUCCGUACCUGCGAUGCCUCCUCGACGGACUCAUCUCGGGAACCAACCCCUGCCCCCAAAACGACACUACACACAGACCCCAUGACCGUGCCCGCAGAAGCAUCACCACUCAAGACUCCUGCAGUGUCCAAGCCCCUCACCCCCUGUUAUGACUUUAUCGUGUGAAGAGAGAGAGAGAAAGAGGUGGUUGACUUAUGACUGGCUGAUGAUGACGACGAGACAAUGAUACCCUGAAAGCAUACGGUGGGCGCGUUAUUCUUUUCUGAUUUGCAUUUUUUCCCUUCUCUUCUUGUUCUUCUUCGCCUCCUUCCUUGGAUCUCGCGUUCUUUGUAUAGCAUACGAGCAUCGGUAUGGCUGUCUGUGUUAUCCAUUGUUGCAUAUGCCGGCAUGACGGACUGACGGGGUGCCAAAGUGCUUGGGCCUGCAGUCACUUCACCGGCUUUGGCGUUUGAAAGGAAAUGUUUUUUUAACUUUCUCUCUCUUUUUGACUGAACGACAUGAAUGAAUGAUGUAUAGAGUAUGCAUCUCUUAGACUAAUGAGAGACGGCUU